This is a messenger RNA of Closterium sp. Naga37s-1, 567 nucleotides long. Lineage: Eukaryota; Viridiplantae; Streptophyta; Zygnematophyceae; Desmidiales; Closteriaceae. The record is from the annotation of a GenBank genome assembly.
AUGGGAAUCACCACCUUGCUCAUCUGGAACCAGCCAAACACGCGCCGUCUCGAUGCCCAAUGGAGACUGAAUGACUUCCUGCAAUCGGUGCUGCUCCUCCCCUCCCUGCUGCUUGCGCCCCUCUGCUGCUCAUCCCCUUCUCGCCAUUUCCCCCUCCCUGUUGCUCUGCCUGUCCUCACCAUUUCCCCCCUCUCUGCUGCUCCUCCCCUCCCUGCCAAUUGUUCCCUCUCUGUGCUCCCCCCCUACUCACCAUUCCCCCCAUCUCUGUUGCUCAACCCCUACUCACCAUUCCCCCCAUCUCUGUUGCUCAACCCCUACUCACCAUUCCCCCCAUCUCUGUUGCUCAACCCCUACUCACCAUUCCCCCCAUCUCUGUUGCUCAACCCCUACUCACCAUUCCCCCCAUCUCUGUUGCUCAACCCCUACUCACCAUUCCCCCCAUCUCUGUUGCUCAACCCCUACUCACCAUUCCCCCCAUCUCUGUUGCUCAACCCCUACUCACCAUUCCCCCCAUCUCUGUUGCUCAACCCCUACUCACCAUUCCCCCCAUCUCUGCUGCGCGUCUAG